AUGUUAGCAAUACUCCUGCUCAUUCUGUUUCCGCUAAAGUGUUCAUCAAUCUACAAAGAUUUUUGUUUUUUUCGUGGGGAUGAAGGUGAUGGUUACGAGACAUUAGAAAAAUAUUACUAUAAUGCUACUAUUGGAAAAUGUGUUAAUUUCACGUACAGUGGAAGUGGGGGAAACAAAAAUAAUUUCGAUACAGAAAAAAUAUGUAAAAUUGCGUGUCAAUUAAGUGGCACAUUCGAUAGACGCAGCUGCGGAAUGGAUCCAGUCAGAGGCGUUUGCCCACGUAGUUACAUCCGCUGGUACUAUGAUAUCAAUGACGGUAUAUGCAGACAGUUUGGGUUUUGGGGAUGUGACAAAAAAAAUGGAAACGAUUUUCUGAGUGAAAACGAAUGUGAAGCGAAAUGUGGGUCACC
Messenger RNA from Trichobilharzia szidati, 410 nucleotides. NCBI's taxonomy places the organism in Eukaryota, Metazoa, Platyhelminthes, Trematoda, Strigeidida, Schistosomatidae. The record is from the annotation of a GenBank genome assembly.